AAGUGAAAGUAAGUCUCUGGAUAACGACGCAACGUGUUGGAGCGCGUUUCCCACCCCCAUUAUUCUACCUUCACGACGAUAUUACACUAAACAGACUAAACGGACUUCAAAUCCUCUCAAUUUGUAUUCCUUCUUCAUUUUCUAUUUAAGGACUAUAUUCUACCAGGAGUAGCGUGAGGGAUAUUUCUCCCUGGAGUUACAACAGCACAAUGGGUGCACUGAUGAUGCAUAUGUGCCUUGUGGCUGCUCUUGGUGCAGCAUUGUGCGGCGCUGCCCCCGUUUCAGGUAGCCUUGAGGUUUUAAUCAGGACCCCUGUCAAAGUGCAACUUGGCCAAACAACCACAUUACCAUGCUGGCUCAAUCCACCACAAAGUGCAGAUGGUUUGGAGGUAUCUUGGUAUCGUCGUCUCUACGACUCCCCGGUCAUGUAUUACCGGGCAAAGAAGUUUGAGAAUGCAUCCCAGGAAGCUUCGUAUGUGGGCCGAGUCUCGUUUGGCUUAAAGGAUGCAGCGUCUGUUGGGCUGACGGCAGGUGAUGUGAGCCUGAAGCUAGAAAAAGCCACAGUUGAGGAUGUAGGAGAUUACACUUGUUACGUCAGCAGUGAACAAGGUUAUGACAGUGAAAGUGUUCGUCUCAUUGUGACAGAAAUGGGACAUGCCCCGCUCAUGUCAACAGUGUGGAAAGAUAAAAUGGUGAACAUCAGCUGUGAGUCUGAAGGCUGGUAUCCAGAGCCUAAUCUGACAUGGUUGGAUCAAAAGCAGGUUCUUAAACCAAAAAGUCUGAAGUACAGCAAAGACUCGUCUGGUCUUCAUUCAGUCCACAGUUGGCUUCUUGUCUCCAACUCCACUGAGGUUUCUUGCUCAAUAGGCAUCUCUGAUGAGCAACCAAAAGAGGCAAGAGUGCGCCCGGAAAAGUCGCCACAAACUGAAUUGGGAUCCUCAGCAGCUGGAUGGGUGCUUUUUGCUUUGCUCCUCACAGCCAUGUUAGUGUUACUUGGAGUGCUGUACUUCAAACGGAGAGGGAAAAAAGCCGAAUCAAAUAACGACCGAGCCGAAGAGAAUCGUACCCUUUUACCAAAAGACGUGAUCCAGCCAACAAGUCUAUCAGAAGCUACCAAGUGCUAUGUAAAUGUCACACUUGAUAAGAUGGAAAAUCAGUAUCUCAAAAUCAAGGAUAGUAAACUGAGAGACGCCAAGUGUGACUUUCCCGAUGGACAUAAGGUUACCUGUAUCACAGCUAUCAAAGGAACACCUGGCUUCUCUUCUGGACAAUACUACUGGGAGGUUUCUUUGGGGCCACAUCCUAAUGUAGAUCUCAAAAGGUCCUGGUGGGUAGGAGUUACAAGUGCAACUGUCAUUUCUGAGAAGUUAGAUGUUUCGCCAACUACAUCUAAUGGUUUCUGGUUCCUGUCCUCUAACCCUAACCCUGACAAAAAUGAUAGCUUUCAGUUUAGCACAGAGCCAAACGUUUUACUGCCAGUCUACACCAGACCCCAGACGGUCGGUGUGUUUCUGAAUUACGACAGCGGAGAGCUUUCCUUUUAUGAUGUGGAACGUGAGUGUCUCAUUGGCAGUUUAACAGCUACCUUCACAGGGGUCAUUUUUCCAUUUUUCAAUCCUGGUGGAGGUGACAAAGGAGUUAUGGAGAUAUUACAGAGGGAAGAACCGGGUCAGCCUAGUGACAUGGGGAACUCUGUAGACUCAACGGCACAAGAGACUGCAUCUUAAUAUCAACUUUUGUAAGGAAGCAGGUGAAAUCUGAUAGGAUCUGUGUUUGUGUUUUAGCACUGUAUUUGGAUCAUGUGUUAUGGGGGAAAAGAGGAUACAAAAAAAUUAAUGGAACCAAGUUUACUUGUUUUGCGUACUUUAUGUACUUAGUGGAGUUCAGGGAAAACUGUUAAGUCACUGAAAUGGGUGACCACCCAAGAUUUUUAUUAAACAAGUCAUGUUAAAGCUGAAAUGUCUUAUUGUAUACGGUCAUAUUAGCUCAAACUCCGGACCAAUUGCAGACAGAAUAAUAACAGAAAGGUCUGUCAGUAAAGGAUUGAUACCACUCUCCAGAUAUCAAUCUUCGCAUCUAACUCUCUGCAAGAAAACCAAACUGAUUGAGCAGCAUUUCAUUUUCUAUAUUUUUAUGUUCACUGUCUGUUAAGUGAUUUAAAAAAAACUUAUGCUGUUGUGCAUUUAUACACUAUUAGUAAAUAUACACUGACAUUUAAUCUAAUUUCAUUUAUACACUAAUUACAAUCAUUUAGGAAGUUAUUAUUGCUUGUGCUGUGUGACUCUUCUUUUUUUGAAUUUAAGUACACUUUAUGACUUAGUUAUUUACGUGAUUCACAACUAUAUAUUCUCUUGCCUUUCGGGGGAUUUUGGUCUUGUAACCAUUCAGUAAACACACACUACAAACAGAAAUAUUGCAGAGGUGAGUCUACAAGCCAGACUCAAAAACGCUGCUUUGUGCAAACUUUAAUCUUAUUGAUCUUGCGUAAGAAACUGUAGGUGGACUUGAGCUAAUUCAGAGAAGGAAGGACUGGGAAGGAUCUAAUAAGGUAGCAUUAACCGUGGCGAGCCUGGCCACAAACUGACAUACAAAAGUUAACAAUAACCCAACUCUGGCACGACCACUAAAUAGAGUUUACUUUUUAUUCUGUAAUAAUUGAUGUUAAAAUGUAUAAUUAUUUUUGAACGUGUGUGUGUACUCUUUGUGACUCAGCUUUUUCAAUAAAAUUCAAUCAAUCUGUGA
Anarrhichthys ocellatus (wolf-eel) is the source of this 2742-nucleotide messenger RNA. RefSeq names its product butyrophilin subfamily 1 member A1-like. Gene Ontology annotation, biological process: regulation of cytokine production; T cell receptor signaling pathway. Bases 210 to 1727 code for a protein of 505 amino acids. Gene Ontology annotation, molecular function: signaling receptor binding. Lineage: Eukaryota; Metazoa; Chordata; Actinopteri; Perciformes; Anarhichadidae. The record is from RefSeq and is a predicted model, not a curated record. Gene Ontology annotation, cellular component: external side of plasma membrane. The transcript has 9 exons.